UGGUCUUUACCAACGUGAGAGAACCGGCUUGUGAGCGAUCUUGCUGUCUCGUACUGAGUCAGUUCCUUAAUUUCACCGGGUAGUUUAUGCCUGUUUUUGAAUUCAUCGAAAGAUGUACAGAAUAGUGAAUUUUUAUUAGUGUUUGUUGGAUUUAAUUUUUCAUUUGUUGAAGCAUCAUGGCAGCCUUCGAAGAGAUGGGUGUUCUGCCGGAAAUAGCGAAAGCCGUAGAAGAUAUGGAAUGGAUGUUACCAACUGAUGUCCAAGCAGAGGCUAUUCCUUUGAUCUUGGGUGGCGGAGAUGUUUUAAUGGCGGCGGAAACUGGAAGUGGUAAAACUGGAGCCUUCUGUUUACCGAUCUUACAAAUCGUUUGGGAAACAUUGAAGGAUAUUGAGUCCGGAAAAGGAAGAAAAUCCACCCAAGUGCAACAAUCUUUAAACUGGGGGUUGAGCCUGUUCGACAGAGGUAAAGCGUUAGCUAUUACUCCUGAUGGCUUGCGUUGUCAAAGCCGAGAGCAACGGGAAUGGCACGGUUGCAGAGCAAACAAGGGGGUGCAUGGUAAUGGCAAAUUUUUCUAUGAAGCUAUUGUCACUGACGAGGGCUUGUGUCGAGUUGGUUGGUCAACGUCUCAGGCUUCUUUAGACCUUGGAACUGACAAAUUUGGUUAUGGUUUUGGCGGCACUGGAAAGAAAUCGAAUGCGAAACAAUUUGAUGACUAUGGCGAACCUUUUGGGAUGCACGAUGUUAUUGGUUGUUUACUGGACUUAACUAUUGGUGAAAUACGAUAUCUGAAGAAUGGAACCGAUUUAGGGCGAGCCUUCACCCUAAAUGAACAGCAGAAAUCACAGACCUUUUUUCCUGCCGUUGUGCUAAAAAAUGCCGAGAUGUCGUUUAAUUUCGGUGCUCAGCCUUUUAAGCAUCCUCCACCAAGUGGAUACAUUGCUGUAUCCGCCGCCCCAAAGGAUCUGAUAAAACUAAAUCCAGUGAAUUGCAGUCAAGGCCAAACAUCCGAAGGAAAUGGCAAGCCGACCAGUAAUGCACCACAAGCAAUUAUUAUCGAACCCUCCCGUGAACUGGCAGAGCAGACAUUUCAACAAUUACAAAAGUUUAAGGUGAACUUGAAGGAUCCAAAAGUUAAGGAGCUCCUGGUCAUCGGAGGUGUAAAUAUAAAGGAACAAAUUUCUAUAUUAAAUUCUGGCGUUGAUAUUGUUGUUGGUACACCUGGCCGCUUGGAGGAUCUUGUUCAGAGUGGUUAUUUAUCACUAACUCAUUGCAGGUUUUUUGUGUUAGAUGAAGCUGACGGUUUACUUAAGCAAGGAUACAGCGAAAUGAUUGAUCGAUUAUACAAUCAAAUGCCGAAAAUUACGUCCGACGGCAACAGAUUGCAAAUGAUAGUGUGCUCCGCUACAUUGCACGAUUUUGAUGUUAAGAAAAUGGCAGGCCGAUUGAUGCACUUUCCGACGUGGGUAGAUCUGAAAGGUGAAGAUGCUGUCCCAGAUACAGUUCAUCAUGUUGUUGUGAUGGUCGAUCCUCAGAAGGAUAAAUUAUGGCAAAAUUUGAGAUGUCACAUCCAAACUGAUGGUGUUCACAGCAGAGAUGAUGUACGACCUGGCAACAACACUGCUGAGACACUCUCAGAAGCGAUUAAAAUACUUAAAGGGGAAUAUUGCGUUCGUGCUAUUAAGGAGUUAAAAAUGGAUCGAGCCCUUCUGUUUUGUCGAACAAAACUAGACUGUGACAAUUUGGAACGCUACCUAAAGCAAAUGGGCGGAAGUCAGUUUUCGUGUGUUUGCUUACACGGUGACAGGAAACCCGCAGAACGCAAGUCCAAUUUGGAAAAGUUUAAAAAGCAAGAAGUUAAGUUCCUGAUAUGCACCGACGUGGCCGCCAGAGGAUUAGAUAUAACUGGUUUACCAUUCAUGAUCAACAUUACUUUACCGGACGAGAAAUCGAAUUACGUACAUCGCAUAGGAAGAGUAGGCAGAGCUGAAAGGAUGGGACUGGCUAUCUCAUUAGUUAGUAGCGUUCCAGAAAAAGUUUGGUAUCAUGGCGAAUGGUGUCCUUCACGAGGAAGAAAUUGUACCAAUACGAGACUAACUACGGAGGGAGGUUGCUGCGUCUGGUACAACGAACCACGGUAUUUAGGAGAAAUCGAGGAGCACUUGAAUGUGACAAUACAACAGAUUGAACCUGAUAUUAAAGUCCCAAUGAAUGAAUUUGAUGGCAAGGUCAUUUACGGACAAAAGAAUUUAAAUACUGGGAGUGGAUAUCAAGGACACACUCAACAAAUGGCACCAAGCGUUAACGAGUUAGCAACACUUGAAUCCAAGGCACAGUUAACGUAUUUGAAGAGGCACACAAAAGUCUGCUGAACUGAACGUAAAUGAAAAUGUUUAAAACAGAAACAUCCUACUCUGCUCCAGUUUGCAUCAACCGUAAUAUAUACUUAGAAUAAAACAUUUAAAGAUUCGUAAUUUUCCCUCAAUGUUGUAUGUAAAAUGGGUUUUUCAAUAAAAUACUUCGCAGAUUUUAUGACGAUUAAAUUCACAA
Orussus abietinus is the source of this 2547-nucleotide messenger RNA. It is a transcript of the gene Ddx1, whose product is annotated as ATP-dependent RNA helicase Ddx1. The record is from RefSeq and is a predicted model, not a curated record. Lineage: Eukaryota; Metazoa; Arthropoda; Insecta; Hymenoptera; Orussidae. Bases 177 to 2369 code for a protein of 730 amino acids. Gene Ontology annotation, molecular function: protein binding; nucleic acid binding; RNA helicase activity. The transcript is spliced from 12 exons.